Achroia grisella is the source of this 1794-nucleotide messenger RNA. RefSeq names its product probable cytochrome P450 9f2. The transcript is spliced from 10 exons. The coding region runs from base 36 to 1613 and encodes 525 amino acids. Gene Ontology annotation, molecular function: oxidoreductase activity, acting on paired donors, with incorporation or reduction of molecular oxygen; iron ion binding; monooxygenase activity. Lineage: Eukaryota; Metazoa; Arthropoda; Insecta; Lepidoptera; Pyralidae. The record is from RefSeq and is a predicted model, not a curated record.
UGUAACUGCAAACGCGGUAGAUACAAGUAGUCACUAUGUUCGUGGAGUUAUUAAUAUUUCUUCUCACAUUUCUCGCAGCCUAUUACAUAUACCUCUAUUAUAAAGCGCAUGAUUACUUCAGGAAGAGAGACAUAAAGUUCUUACCUGGUGUCCCACUAUUCGGGAAUUCGUUGCAGAGCACACUUUUGAAGAGUCACAUUUGGGAGGAUGUCGAUGUUGUUUACAAGUCAUUUCCCGACGAAAAAUACGUGGGUUACAUCGAGGGGACGGUGCCUGUAAUUCUUGUGAGGGAGCCGACUUUGAUAAAAGCGAUCACUGUCAAGGAUUUCGAUCACUUUGUCAAUCAUAAGGAUUUCUUUGACAGAGAUAUAGAACCUUUAUUUGCAGGCAGCCUGAUACAGAUGAAAGAUGACAGAUGGCGAGACAUGCGCGUAACCCUGAGUCCAGCAUUCACCGGCUCCAAAAUGAGACUCAUGAUGCCGUUCAUGACGGAAAUUAGCAAGAACAUAGUGGAGUACAUUAAAGGUACGGAAAAUCCUACCAAUGAAAGUGACGUGAACGACCUGGUCCGGCGGUAUACCGUGGACGUCAUCGCAUCAGUCGGGUUCGGGCUUCAAGUCAACUCUCUUAAGGACAAAAACAAUGAUUUCUUUAGAUUGGGUUCAAAUUUAUUCAAAUUCAGCUAUAAACAGUGGAUCACACUGUUAAUUUCAAGUCAUUGUCCAAUCAUUGGCAAGGCAUUGGGGCUGAAAUUAUUCUCACAAGAGACUAUUGACUUUUUUUCAAACACUGUCAAAGACACAAUAAGUUACAGAGAGAAGAAUAAUGUGGUAAGACCAGACAUGCUCCAGCUUUUAAUAGAAGCAACUAAAGGAAUAUUGAAAGCAAGCUCAGAUGAGAAGUAUGAUGCUGGUUUUGCCGCAACUGAGGAGGGCUUAAAGUCACGGAACAUUACUAGAGAGUGGACAGCAAAUGAAAUAACUAGUCAAGUAUUCAUCUUUUUUGCUGCUGGUUUUGAGAGUACAGCUGGUACAAUAGCAAUCUGUCUCCACGAGCUGGCUUUAAACCCAGAAGUACAAGAAAAAUUGUACCAGGAACUCAGAGAUUUCAAAGAGGAUCAUGAAAACUUGACAUACGAAAAUUUGACCAAGUUGAAGUAUUUAGACGGUGUUGUUACAGAGACAUUGAGGAAAUGGGCCGUAGCGGUCUUAAUGGAUAGAGUUUGCACUAAACCAUACGUGUUACCUCCACCGAGAGAGGGAGGAAAACCAUAUCAAAUAAAAGCUGGCGAUAUUGUAUACAAUAUGGUGAACAGUAUUCAUAUGGAUGAGAAAUACUACCCGCAACCUGAAAUCUUCAAUCCUGAUAGGUUUUCAGAUGAGAAUAAAGCUAAUAUAUUACCAACUACUUACAUGCCGUUUGGCAAUGGCCCAAGGAAUUGUAUCGGUUCCAGGUUUGCAUUGAUGCAGGUCAAAGUGCUCAUUUACGAUCUAAUACUGAACUUCAGAGUACUUAAAAGCAAGAAGACAUUGGAUCCUAUUCGUCUGCAUCACAACGACUUCAAUAUUAAAGCAUUGGGGGGUACUUACUUGAAAUUUGAAGCUAGAUCUUAAAACAGUAAAGUUCAAAAUGAUUUGACAUUGUGAUAUAAUAAUGUAUCGAAUGAUGAUAAGAACAAUAAUAAUAAUAUUUGAGUAAAAUAAAUGAAAAAGUAUGUAUACACAAAACCGUAUAGUCCCAAACUAAGGACAGCUGUUACUAUAAAUACUAGAAAACUAAUUGAUAUAGUUAAGU